Messenger RNA from Paramormyrops kingsleyae, 8342 nucleotides. NCBI's taxonomy places the organism in Eukaryota, Metazoa, Chordata, Actinopteri, Osteoglossiformes, Mormyridae. The record is from RefSeq and is a predicted model, not a curated record.
UCAACGAGCCACUUUUAAUGACGUUUCUACAAGCGCUUCAGGGAUCCUGUUUCAAAAAUUCUGCCAUCUAACUUUCUGCCACUAGAAAAACAAUCUGUCAAUACAUACGACAAAAAGCUCAACAACUGAAUUGCAGGUAUUCGACGUGGACAAAAAAAUAAAAUGUCUUCCAUCCAUCGAGACUGUGUCUAUGACACUGGGUAUAUGGUAUAAAUAAAAAAGGUACAAACAUGGCACAAUGAAAUGUUGCCAAGCUUGACAAACACAGAGUCCUUCAAAACAAUUAACGUAAUUGCAGUUGAGUAACAGUUUAUUGUUUCCAAGCAUGUGCUGAUUCGUAGGGCCAAUCAGUUGACAAACAAGGAAAUCCGGCCAGACACAGAGGCAAUUCUGGGGAGGAAAUCCGUUUUUGUUCCCCCUCUCAGUAAAGGAUGUUUUCCUGCAGUCAUUUUCCUGAAAUCCAUAGCAAUGACGGUCUCCUGUCCCUGGGCUGCCCGGGGGCCCGGCCUCCCCCUGACGCACGGGACCCCGUUUGACCUCCCAGUCAUGAGCCUGCGGGCUCCGGCGCUGGUGGGUUUGUGGGCUUCAGCCGCCAGCCGCUCCGAGAUCAACAUGCGUCUCCUUCUUCUUCUUAUUUUGGGAUUGGUCAUGUCGUUCAGCGAGGAGCUCGAGCAGGACCCGAACCCCCCGAACCGCUGCGACGAGCAUCGAGCCAUUAGCGCAGUUACACCAUGCACUUCCUGUGCCGCCUCCCCAGCCAUGACCUGCCCCAGGGGCUUCAGGAACACCAGCGGGGACAUCGGGGACAGGGGCUGCAGUUACACUGUGAGCAUCGGGGGGCGCCUGCGGGUCCUACCCGGCUGCCGGCACACCUGUGAGAAGAGGGUGUCAGAGCUCAGAUGCUGCCCCAACUUCUGGGGGCCUCUCUGUCUGCCAUGCCCCAGCUGGUCAGGUGAAGCGUGUAAUGGGCAUGGCAGCUGCAUGGAUGGAGCCGCAGGAAACGGCACAUGCGUCUGUGAUGAAGGAUUCAGUGGAUUGGCCUGUCAAGACUGUCAGAAGAGCAGUGCUUACGGGGAGCACUGUGAUUCAGAGUGCAGUUGUGUCCAUGGACAGUGUAACAAGGGGCCGAGAGGGAACGGGGAAUGUUACUGCCAGCCCCCAUACACAGGAUCAAGAUGCGACACAGUUACUGAAUCCUGCUCAAACUGUCCCACUAACUCUUACUGCAAAGGGAAUGGCAGCAACGCAGUGUGUGAGUGUCUUCCUGGCUUUAAGACGAAUGGGAGCAUUUGCGCAGGUAUUUGUGUCCGCGACACAUGCGCUGAGAAUGCGGAUUGCACCUACCUGGGUGGGAGGGGCCCCCAGUGCAAAUGCAAAGUGGGCUACGAAGGAGACGGCAAAGUCUGCCUGCCGGUCAAUCCCUGCUCCGUGGACCACGGAGACUGCCCCGCCAACUCCACCACAUGUGUCUACGUUAGCCCAGGAAAGUCCCGCUGCGCCUGUAAGGGCACAAUGGGAGGGUCCUCACCUUCAGAGGGGUGUGCCCCAAGAUCUGCCUGCACAGAUAUGACGUGUGACAGGGGCGCACGCUGCGAGACAGGCCCCGACGAGCUGCCCAGCUGCACUUGCGGCGCUCACCAGGUCGGCGAUGGGAGGCGCUGUUUUGGGAGCAUCAUGGAAAGGGUCCUGGAGCUGGACAGGAGUGGGAGGCAGAAUGGAGAAAUCACGGGAUCCGUGACUCUUUUUGAAAAGGGCUGCCAGAUUACACUUAGCAAACACGGUCCGUUUACUGCCUUCGUCCCACUGCUGAGAGCAGCACCCACAGGAGUCUCAGAGAGUUCCUUCUGCAGACACCACCUCAUCCUCGGGCAGCAUCUCCUUAGAGAUCUGCAGGGCAACAAUUUCUGGACCUUUGGAGGAGAUGCCGUCAGGUUCAAGGAAGACAAGCAAUUCUGCCUCAUCCGUGACCCGGACAUCUUGUACUCGAUAAUCCAGAGUGACAUUCCUGCAUCCAAUGGCAUUAUCCAUAUCAUUGACACGCCAAUCACAAACACUCACUCAGAUGUCACUUCUGUUCAUAAGCAGCUUGCAAAUGAAACCGUCGGGGAAAUUAUUGCUCAGGAUCCAAGAUUCAGCCGAUUCCGCUCACUGCUAGACAGCUGCAGUCUUCCCGUGUCUUUGCGGAGUGCUGGUCCCCUCACGGUGUUCGCGCCCACAAAUGAGGCCCUGGACCUCUUUCAGGACGGCACUGUAACAUACAUGAUCACCCAUGCGCAGCACAAGCUACAGGAGCUCCUGAAACACCACAUCUUCUCUGCAGCGGCAUCGGUUGCAUUAGACCAGCUGGCCAGCAUGUCUGAAUUAGAAACGAUGGCCAAUCAGAUCAUAAGGGUUAAUGUCACCAAUGACGGAAGGAUGUUGCUUGGAGACAAAGAAGUGAUAUUAGGAAGCAGCAGUAUCAUAGCAUCCAAUGGGAUCGUCCAUCUGAUUAAUGGUGUUCUUGUCCCGCCCUCCAUUGAGCCCAUCUUGCCCAAGCGGUGUGACGUCACUGAGAGCAUAAUCACCACGGGUCCAUGUGUGAGGUGUGACCAGCUGUCUGAGACCCACUGCCCAUCUGGAACCACAGAACUGAGGAGUCAUAUGGUGGAUUGUGAAUACCAGGCUUCUUCUUCAAGCUCUGCUUUGAGCGUCGGGGGCUGUGCUAAAUAUUGCAACCUGACCCGGAUGAGAGCCGAGUGCUGUAAGGGGUUCUAUGGACCGGACUGCAAGCCCUGCUCUGGAGGCUUCCAGGAGCCCUGCUACGGGAAAGGGACUUGCCUGGAUGGGAUUACGGGGAACGGGACCUGCAGCUGCAAGCCGGGCUUCAAGGGCACUGCGUGUCACAUCUGCGCAGACGAGGCCAAACACGGGGAGGAGUGUGAUGAGGAGUGCCGCUGUGUGCAUGGAGUCUGUGACAACAGGCCGGGCAGCACGGGGAUCUGCAGAAAAGGCUCUUGUCAGCAAGGAUUUUCCGGGGAGUUCUGCGAUAAGACGGUCAAGCCCUGCGACUCUGAUGGCACCUUCCAGAUCUGCUACAUUCACGCAGACUGUGAUUUCUCUGGGCUCCACCCAAUGUGCGUCUGCCGAGCAGGGUACGAAGGGGACGGACGCUCUUGCACCCCCAUAAACCUCUGCCUCAGUGCCAGCCGAGGGGGGUGUGAUAAAAAUGCCCAGUGCAUUUACGCAGGGCCUGCAAACGUCUCCUGUGUCUGCAACCAGGGCUGGACUGGAGAUGGGACGUACUGUGUGGAAGUUAAUAACUGUUUACUGGAAAGUCAUGGUGGUUGUCAUGGAAACGCCAGCUGCAUUUUUGUGGGCCCUGGGGAGCACGAAUGCAUCUGUAACAGAGGUUACCAGGGCGAUGGCAUAUCCUGUGACAUCAUCAACCCCUGUUUGAUUGACAACGGAGGCUGCCACAUGCUGGCUUCUUGUGAGCUGCGGGAAGGUGGAACGUACAUGUGUGUCUGUCCAGCUGGCUACAGUGGAGAUGGGACUAUGUGUUACGGCAGCAUAUUAAUUGAGCUGGAUGCAAAUUCAGACUUUUAUCAGUUUAAUGACUUCAUCAAGAAAUCCUCUCCAUUGAACCUUAAAGGCAAUGUAACAGCACUGGUGCCAUCAAAAGAUGCCUUCAACAAUCUAAAUGAUAAUGAAAUGAAGUUUUGGAAUGACCCUUACAGGCUUCCGUAUUUACUUAAGGUGCACUUUUUAGAAGGUGCUUUUUCAUAUGAGGACCUGAAGAAGCAUGUAAAUAAGGAUCUGGCAACCCUCAACCCUCAAACUAAAUGGGGAAUAAAGGACCAAAACGGGGAGGUCAUGGUACAGAACGCAACCAUCAUCAUCCCAGACAUCCCCGCUACGAAUGGAUACAUCCAUGUCAUUGAUAAGGUUCUGACGCCACGGCUCUCAGACCUGCCCCAGGCACCCCCCACGUUGAUGGAGCUACUGAACCAAACUCCAGCUUUCAGUCUUUUCAGGCAGGCCACACUGCUGUACAAUCUGACAGACAUCAUCCAGUCACAGAAAUAUACUCUCUUCGUCCCACUUGAUGAUGCCAUCAGGAAACAUAUGAGUGAGACGAAUUCUACAGGACUGGAUGAAGGUGCCUUCAAGUAUCACAUCAUUGUCAGUGAACGGCUGUAUCCCGAUGACCUCAGGAACGGGACGGUGAAGAGCACGCUCCUAGGCCCCGCCCACCAGAUCAUGUUUCAUACUAACCAUCAGAACGAGAUAUUUGCUAAUGAAGUCGCCCUAGAUGGAAACUUCACUGUAACCAAGAAUGGGGCUGUGUUUGGUAUUUCCCAGCUCUUUGAAAUUCACAAGAAUCGCUGUAUCAAAGAUGCGAUGAUAAAAAUCAGAGGGAAAUGUGGAUCCUGUGAAAUGUCCCCAAGAUGUCCACGUAACUCCAUUCCUGUGACCCUUGCAUUCCCAUCUAACAUGGAACCGAACUGCAAUUACGGGAAACAAGUGAAAUCUGUAUCGGGCUGCAUGACGGACUGCUUCAGAAAGGAAAAGGACCACUCCUGCUGCCCGGGGUAUUUUGGGCACGGCUGCUUCAAAUGCCCUGGAAAGCUGGGUAACUGGUGCUCGGGUAACGGGCGGUGCCAGGAUGGCACCUUUGGCAGCGGGGACUGUCUGUGUAACGAGGGCUUCCAUGGGACGGCCUGCGAAACCUGCGACCCCGGGAGAUACGGCAAGGACUGCAAGUCGGUGUGUAACUGUGGAAAUGGCAAGUGUACUGACGGCCUGGAUGGAGAUGGAAGGUGCCUUUGCUACAAGGGCUGGAAGGGCGUGAACUGCUCUGUGGAGAUAGCGUCGGACGCCUGCGGGGGUGUCUGUGAUGACAAUGCCAACUGCAUCACCGACGGUCCGACAUUCCCUCCCACAUGCUCCUGUAUGGCUGGUUACCAGGGCAACGGAACCUCCUGUCAAGAGAUUGACCCCUGUGUGGAGAGCAACGGCGGAUGCUCGGCACAUGCAAGCUGCGUGAAGACCCUGCCAGGGGAGCGGACCUGCAGCUGCCUGGAUGGCUACAAAGGGGACGGGGUCGUGUGUCUGGAAAUUGACGGCUGUCUGGAGAACAAUGGGGGUUGUCACACAAAUGCAGACUGCCUCAAAACUGGGCCGAACCAGGUUGCAUGUAACUGCAUGACUGGUUAUUCUGGAGAUGGACACCAGUGUGAGCCAAUAAACGAAUGCAAGAUGAACAAUGGUGGCUGCAGCCCAAAUGCCGGCUGCACAUACACCGGACCCGGUGAGAGGGCAUGCGCCUGCCAGAGAGGCUUCGUAGGUGACGGCCUGACCUGCAGAGGCUCCCUCAUCUACGAGGUCCGACGUCACCCCCAAGCCUCCUGGUUGAACAAAAGGCUGGAGGAUAUGAGGAUUGGCGAUUUAAAGCAAAAAGGCCCUUUCACAUUAUUUGUCCCACAUGUGGAUUAUAUUCAAAACUUUACGGUCGAGCCCUGGAUAAACAGUAGUAACCUUGACGACCUAUUGAGGUACCAUAUGAUUGGCUGUAAGCAGCUUCUCCAGUCCGACCUCCAGUCUGCGAGUGAGGUGGUCACGCUUUCUGGAUAUCGACUACGCAUCAGUGUCCGAGAGGGCUCCUUGUACAUAAAUGAGGACACGAAAAUAGUGAACAGCGACUACAUCACCACCACUGGGGUUCUACAUUUCAUCGACAAGGUUCUCACCCCAUAUGACAUCGGGAACAAAAGCAGAGGCCUACCUGAGACACUGAAUGUCACGGCGGCAGCAGAGGCCUAUGGUUACACCGUAUUCGGCAGGCUCCUCCAGGAGGCCGACCUGACCGCCAUGGUGCAGAACUCUUGGCACCAUCCCUUCACCAUGCUAUGGCCGAGGGAUGCCGCCUUCAGCGCCCUGCCGGAAGAGAGGAGGAGGUGGCUGUUCAGUGAGGAACAUCACGACAAGCUGGUGGCGACCGUCAAAGCGCACAUCAUCCGCGGAGCAAAGCUCCCGGCUGCAUCUUUGCCCAUGAAAGGCUCUUUAAGAACAAUUUUUGGCUCGACUAUCUCAUUCAGCUGUGACAGAAGAACAGUCGGGGAUAUUUUGGUAGAUGACGGAAAUGCCAGAGUCAUAGAGCGCCACCUGGACUUCAACGUGGGAAUCGCACAUGGCAUUGACCAGCUUCUGGAGCCGCCUGGUCUUGGAGCUCGCUGUGAUACUUUUAAAGAGAAAAAGAUUAACGGUCUAUGUUGGAUGUGCUGGACACGUCCCAGAUGUCCAUUCGGAUAUAGAUUUACUGGUGAAACCAAGCCAUGCUCUAUAGACAGGAUUAGCAUGAAACGCCGGCCUUCUCAUGAGGACUUCUUUAGGGCAUGGAGAUGCCAGCCUGUCUGUGUUAAAGUGCAGUGGGUCCCUCAGUGCUGCCAAAACCACUAUGGCAGAGACUGUCAAGUGUGUCCAGGGGGCCUGGAGGCACCGUGCAGUAACCAUGGAGUGUGCAGUGACCGCAUGCAAGGCCAGGGGACCUGUGUGUGCCACGCCGGCUUCACGGGAACUGCCUGCGAGCGCUGCCGGCCGAACUAUCACGGCGCCAACUGCACGCAGUGCAUGUGUUCCCCUAACGGCACAUGUGAGGAUGGCAUGGAGGGCGACGGCAGCUGUUUCUGUCAGGAGGGAUGGACGGGAGCCCGGUGUGAGGCAAAAUUAGAAACGGAGCCACUCUGCAGCCCCCCGUGUCACGCUAAUGCCGUCUGCCAAGACGGCAACACGUGCGAGUGCGAUCCGUCAUACGAGGGCGACGGCUGGAACUGCACAGCUCCUGAUCUCUGCGGCGACGAUAACGGAGGCUGCCACGAGCACGCGAGCUGCUCCCAGACCGGCGUAAACGUCACCUGCCUUUGCGAGGCUGGUUACACAGGGGACGGCUACGCCUGCUCGCCCAUCAACAGGUGCAUGGAGGAACCAAACGGGGGAUGCAGCGAUUUUGCCACCUGUUUGUAUGCGGGGCCCAAAAAGAGGGUGUGCCAGUGUCACCCGGGCUACGUGGGAGAUGGGAUCCAGUGUCUUCAGAAGGUGGUCCCCCCUGUUAGCCGUUGCUUAGAGGACAAUGGCGGCUGUGACCCAAAGGCUGAUUGCAAGGACUUGCAUUUUCACGGAAACACAGCUGGAGUGUUUCACCUGAGAUCACCACUGGGGGCGUACAAGCUGAACUACACGGAGGCUCAAGCUGCCUGCCGGGCUGAACAGGCCUCUCUGGCCACCUUCUCCCAGCUCUCAGACGCCCAGCAGCUUGGAAUGCACCUCUGCGUGGCAGGAUGGAUCGAAGGGCAACAAGCCGGCUACCCCACCAGAUUUCCAUCACCCAAAUGCGGAAACAAUCACGUUGGUGUCGUGAUGUACAAGAGUCCCGUGGCUCUGAACAGCACAUAUGAUGCUUACUGCUACAGAAUUCAAGAUGUCACUUGUGAUUGUGGACCUGGAUACAUCGGUGACGGCCUCUUCUGCCAUGGACACCUGGCAAGCGUUGUGGCAACCAACGACAAUUUCUCUGUGUUUUACUCUAUUCUGCUAAAUUAUGCCAACUCCUCCCCGGCAGCAGCGGCACUCUUGAAUUUAUUGUCGUCUCACUCAACAAACAUCACGCUAUUCAUCCCACAAAACGCUGGGUUCCACGUGAAUCAGACUUUGUCAUGGAGAGAUCUGGAAUACCACAUCUCUGCUAACAAUGGCGCCCACUUCUAUGAUGAUUUAGAGCAUGGAAUGCUGGUCCCUUCCCAGUUAGGUUACAAUCUUUCAGUUGCUGUAUCAUCACCAAACAGAACCCUGGACUCUGCCGCCCAACUUCCCGAGAAACAUGUGAAUGACAGGCUGAUUGUAGACUGGGAUAUUCCAGCAACCAAUGGGAUUAUCCAUGUUCUUGAGGGGCCACUGAAAGCUCCACCUCCACCAGUCCUGCCUGCAGAGAGCCCAAGCAAUGCUAUGUCACAUUCCCAUGCCGGGACUGUCAUUAAUGCUGUCCUCGCUGCAGCUGUGCUCGCUGCCUUCGGAGGCCUUGUGUAUUACUUAUACAAGAGAAAGAAUACUGGCUUCCAUUUUCGUCAUUUUCAGAAUGAGGAAGACCAGGGUGGCCCCAGCAGUACAGAGGCAAAGCCGACAUUAGUAUCCAUUCCAAACCCUCUAUACAGUGGCUCCAUGGCCUUUGCAGAACCUUUUGGUGAUUUUCCCAAUGCUGAUUCUUCAGACAUCCAGCAUAUGUGUAACUAGGUCAGACCUUUAAUCCUCAAAACACACAAAAUUUUGUACUAAAAAAACAUUUCUAAAUAAAUGCAACAGCUACUGUG